AUGCCAACUCCUGACUGGUACUACCAAAAGAAAACCCCCACCAUCCGUAUUUACCCCAUGGAACGUACCUAUUCCAACCCCAAUCCCGGAUACGUCUGGGUCGAAGAAGGGUCUAAACUCCACUCGUUACUUUUAUCUUGGUUGGAUUGUUCAGUAUCUGAGCAGACAUUUCAAGGAAUGGUGGAGGGAGAGGACGAUGCGGAAGCCUUGUUAUUGUUGCGAACAGAGAGAGUGGAGGAGGGCAGAGAGAGAGUUGAGGAGGGCAGAGAGGAAUAG
Ustilago hordei is the source of this 276-nucleotide messenger RNA. RefSeq lists its product as uncharacterized. The record is from RefSeq and is a predicted model, not a curated record. The coding region runs from base 1 to 276 and encodes 91 amino acids. NCBI's taxonomy places the organism in Eukaryota, Fungi, Basidiomycota, Ustilaginomycetes, Ustilaginales, Ustilaginaceae. The transcript has a single exon.